AUGACUUUAAAAAUUGUGCUGGAAAGCAUUGCAGCAAUAACAGAAACAACUAAAACGACAGUGUUGCAGGUGAUUCUGCUGUCGGCCAUUGUCUGGUUUAUUGCAAAUUCCAUCAGAACUUGGUAUCGGCUGCGGUAUUUCAAAGGUCCAUGGUUAGCCUCAUUCUCAUCCGUCUGGAUGGCUUAUGCCCAGCUAUCCGGCCGAAUGUAUGAGAAAUAUCCCGAGGUGUCGCGGAAGUACGGCCCAUACGCUCGCAUCGGACCUAAUACCUUACUGACAAAUAACUUACAACUUCUUCGGUCUAUGUCUGCCGCUCGUUCGCCCUACGGGAGAUCGAACUACUACGCCGGUUUACAGAUGGAUUCUCGAGGAGAGAGUAUACUUUCAAUGACCAACACUGCCGAUCAUGAUGCUCUGAGAGCAAAAAUGGCUACUGCAUUUGCCGGCAAAGAGAACGAUUCUCUCGAGUCUGAUAUUGACUCGCAGAUUAUGGAGCUAGUCACUCUUCUCCGCUGCAAGUAUCUCAGCACUGAUACAUAUACAAAGCUUGCCGAUUUAGGAGAUAUUAUUAUAUACUUUGCUAUGGACGCAGUUUCCAAGAUCGCCUAUGGGGAAUCAUUUGGAUAUCUGAGGAGAGACGAGGAUGUCCACAAGUACCUGACAACUUUUAGGCAAGCUGCAAAGUUAAUAACUAUUGCCACCGAUGUUCCGGCGCUCAGGUCCUACCAUCGUUUUAUGAUGAGAUACUUUUCACCAACUGUCAAAGAUAAGACUGGACUAGGAAGAAUGAUGGCAGUCGGCAACAAAAUCGUUUCACAGAGAUACCAUUCUGGCGAAGAUAAGAGAGAUAUGCUAGGGGGUAUGAAGAGGCACGGAUUGACUAAAUUGCAGGCCGAAAUUGAAACUAUUACAACACUGAUGGCCGGUGCAGAGACAACAUCUACUGCAGUGCGAACUGGACUAUUGUACCUGAUAACUUCCCCUGUUAUCUUGCAGAAUCUUCGCCUUGAGCUGAGACGGAAUGGACAUCUUGAUUCUCCUGACGAUCAAUGCAUUUCCAAAGCUGAUGCGGAUAAAUUGCCAUAUUUGCAAGCUUGCAUAAAGGAAAUUCUGCGAAUGAACCCACCCUUUGCGGGCAUGCUAGAAAAAGCAGUCCCUGACGGUGGCGACUAUAUCAAUGGGCAUUAUGUACCCGGAGGUACAGGAAUUGCACAUAGCACUUUUAGUCUACAGAGAGAUACAGAGAUCUUCGGUCACGAUCCGGAAAUAUUUCGUCCAGAACGCUGGAUACAGGCAUCUCCAGAACAGCUUAGGACAAUGAACGAUGCUGUGGACAUGGUCUUUGGUUACGGCCGAUGGGGCUGUAUUGGUAGGCCAAUUGCGUACAUUGAGCUGACUAUUACGGAGAUUUGA
Molecule: messenger RNA, 1413 nt
Organism: Aspergillus tanneri
Lineage: Eukaryota; Fungi; Ascomycota; Eurotiomycetes; Eurotiales; Aspergillaceae
Exons: 6
Coding region: 1-1413 (470 amino acids)
Molecular function (GO): heme binding; monooxygenase activity; oxidoreductase activity, acting on paired donors, with incorporation or reduction of molecular oxygen
Source: RefSeq, a predicted model, not a curated record